ACUAAUAAGGGUGCAGCUCAGUUGUAUAAUUCAACAAAUAGUAUGAUGAACAAUAUGCACAGAAUGGCAACUCUAAAGCUUCCACAUAAGAGUAAAACAUUAUUAGUAACAAAUGUAAAUUCCUACGCUGCUGGUACACGACCAUGGAAAGAGACAAAAGGGGAUUUAUACCGGGAUACACCCAAUACAGAUCCUAUGCUUAUUACUCCUGUAAGUAUUAAUGAUCAUAAAAUAGAAUUACAAGCCAUUGAUGGUUUAUUUAAAAUGGGAAUGCUGCAGUUAGGUAUUGGUAGUGGGGCAUCUAAACUCGCUCAAUCAAGUGAAUUAUAUAUGUUUAUUCUCUGUACACCUGGAGAUCUCUCGCGUCGUCCAUCAUCUCUAGCAGCACAUGAGGAAAUUGAUAUGGAAGAUCAUAAUAGUAAUAUUAAUAAUAUUAAUAGUAAUAAUAAUAAUAAUAAUAAUAAUAAUAAUAAUAAUAAUAAUAAUAAUAAUAAUAAUAUGAGUGGGCCGAAAUCAAAGAAACACGACACUACACACACACCGCUGAGUGUUCAGGUGGACGGUGAGGCCGUUGUGCGGAUUGAACAGCCGACUGUUGUGCACAUCACUGAACUGCGGCGGCCGCGAGUGUACGUGCGGUGUCGUAAUCCCAAAGUAGUGCGGCAGUUCACACAGGAGGAAGAUGAGGAAAGUGUGCGAGACGUAGGAGAGAGAGAGAGGCCUGGAAUGAAUAGGAAUGGUAAUAGUAAUAAUAAUAAUAGUAAUAAUGAUAAUAAUAAUAUUAAUAAUACUAAUAAUAGUGGUGGUAAUAGGGAUAAUAAUAGUAGAAUAGAAUAG
Molecule: messenger RNA, 837 nt
Organism: Trypanosoma theileri
Lineage: Eukaryota; Euglenozoa; Kinetoplastea; Trypanosomatida; Trypanosomatidae
Product: diacylglycerol kinase
Exons: 1
Molecular function (GO): ATP-dependent diacylglycerol kinase activity
Source: RefSeq, a predicted model, not a curated record